Molecule: messenger RNA, 615 nt
Organism: Pelobates cultripes (western spadefoot toad)
Lineage: Eukaryota; Metazoa; Chordata; Amphibia; Anura; Pelobatidae
Source: the annotation of a GenBank genome assembly
AUGCUCAGAGACACGAGAUUCUCGACAGGCUACUUCGCCAAUCACAAGGAAGCGAAGAAAGCAGAGGUAGCAAUACUGUUCUCCAGACUAACUCCAUUCCAGUGCAUGGGGAUGCAGACAGACCCACUCAGCCGAUACCGGUUUCUAGACAGGACAAUUGCAGAUCAACCAUACAUAUUUGCAUGUGUCUAUGCGCCAAAUGUAAGACAACACCGAUUUCUUGCCAGAGUAUUGUUGUCCCUAGAGAAAUUCUGGGAAGGCCUCCUCCUGAUUGCUGGGGAUGUCAACUUUGCACUAGACCCGAGGAUCGACACAUCCAGAGGCCACAGCACAUUUCCACAAAACAGCCUCUGUCUAGCCAAGAAAGCAAUACAAGAACCCAGACAACCGGACAGCUGUCGAGUGCUACAUGCGGAUGACCAGGAUUACUCCUACUACUCCCCCAGAAAACCGAAGCUACAGCAGGCUGGACUAUAUACUGAUGGCAUGGGAAUACCUCCACCAACUCCAGGACAGCUCCAUUCUACCUUUGGGCUGGUCCGACAAUGCACCGGUCCUGACACAACUGCGCUCCCCACUAAACAAACCGGUAGAACGCCAAUGGAAAAUGAAUGA